CGUUGCGCCCAUCCCUUCCUUUUUUCCGCGGUCAACUAUACCCACGGAGCGCACGACACUCGGCGGCCCAGCAGCCUCCAGCAGGAUGACAGCAGAGAAGCUCCUCCCGGCCGUCGCGGAGACACUCUACCCGCCUCCGAGUCGCGAUCUAACCUUCUAUCUCGUCUUGCUGCUUGCUGUCGCACCCAUCUGGUCCGUAGUACCCCUCUCAUGGGCCUUCGUCAUUUACGCGCUGCACUAUGGCCUCAUAUGGACGUUCUCGUGGCGCGGCUGGGCCCUGUUUACCGUUGCAUUAAGUGAGGUCUUCUUCAGCGUGUACCACUACAACCUCGCGAGCUUCAUCUCCGGACCGAGCCCUAACGGUCCCGGAAACCUGCACGAGCUACGCAAGGCCUUCCACCGCGUCCUUCAAGCUGGUCUCGCGUCUCUGCCUGAAGACGGCUACGACGAAGAUGAGGAGACCCUCAAAGUAGACAGGCCUGGCAGUCCUGAGGAGACAUUGACGGUCUUGGAGUUCGACGACCCACGCGCCGUGGACUUCAGGAACUAUCUGAGAACAUGGUUCCGGCGCGUUCCAUGGUCUUCCAUUCGUCGCCAUGAGAUGUUCGCUUGGCUGUACUGGUCCAUCUUCAACGCGCCGUUCCCCGGAUACGACAAGGUCUCGCAGACGAAUCAGAAAGUCCUGGACGAAGUCAUCGAGCUGCUCGAGCAGCGCGCGGGCGUCAAGAUUCCGGAGGGCUCUAAUCCUGCAGCGAUGCCCCUGCUCCUCACGAUCGAUCCGGUUACUGUUUCUUGGAGGCCGCUCAUAUGGUACGCCGCGGUCACGCUCAGCAACGCUCUCCUUCGUCGGCGCUUCAAGACCAAGUGGAAUGCCAAGGUCGCGACCUUCAAGGACCUGGAGUAUGUCCUCCGUAUACCACCGACCUGGGACGCUCGCACCGGACCUCGACCCAUCGUGUUCCUGCACGGGCUGGGGCUGGGGUUGACGCAGUACCGUCGCUUCAUAGAGCAGUUACUGGUCGCUGUCCCCGAUCGCCCCGUGCUGGUUCCUCUUCUCCCCCAUGUCAGCCAAGAGAUCCUUCACCCUCGUUACCUGCGGCCCAUGGGCCGGCACGAGAUGGUCGAGCACCUUGCUGGACUGAUCGAUGAACUGGGCUGGGCAGACAACAAGGAGCCGACGUCCGAAGUAUCUGACUCCGAGGAUAAACUCAAGUCCAUCGGUGAUCGCACCUCCAAGGGUGUCACUUUGCUGAGCCAUUCUAACGGCUCGUUCGGGCACGCGUGGUUGCUGAAGGCGCACCCUGGGAUGAUCACGCGAUCGUGUUUCAUUGAUCCUGUCACUUUCUGCUCUUGGGAAGGCGAUCUAUGCUACAACUUCAUCUACCGGCCAUGCAGAAAUGGUCUCGACCUCAUCAUCAAGUACUUCGUUGGUACCGAGCUCGGCGUUGCCAACUUCCUCCAGAGACAUUUCGACUGGUCGUCCAACUCCCUGUGGUACGAAGAGAUCCCGAAUGCCAAAAAUCCCAAAAAGACCAUGUUCUUCCUUGGCGGGAAGGACUCCAUCAUCGACGCCAACCGCGUCCAACGAUACCUCACCUCGCACGGAGUGCGUAAAAACCUUCGCUUCGACCCCAGCGGUCACCACGGUGAAGCGCUCCUCGCGCACUCACCGUUCCAUAAUGACAUCCUGAACUGGCUCCGUGAAGAGUAGUGCUCACGACUGCAGCGCACUAUCGCGGACCUACGAUACCACAGCUACGACAUCCCGAUGCAAGGGCACUUUGCGGCAUAUAUAGGCUACUUGACGUAUUAAUGUAUCGAUACCGAUGCCACAGUUUGGCACCUAACAGC
Molecule: messenger RNA, 1851 nt
Organism: Dichomitus squalens LYAD-421 SS1
Lineage: Eukaryota; Fungi; Basidiomycota; Agaricomycetes; Polyporales; Polyporaceae
Exons: 7
Coding region: 86-1711 (541 amino acids)
Source: RefSeq, a predicted model, not a curated record